This is a messenger RNA of Aplysia californica (California sea hare), 1628 nucleotides long. Its product is annotated as cyclin-dependent kinase 8. The coding region runs from base 178 to 1560 and encodes 460 amino acids. The record is from RefSeq and is a predicted model, not a curated record. Gene Ontology annotation, cellular component: mediator complex; nucleus. The transcript has 13 exons. Gene Ontology annotation, molecular function: RNA polymerase II CTD heptapeptide repeat kinase activity; cyclin-dependent protein serine/threonine kinase activity; ATP binding. Gene Ontology annotation, biological process: protein phosphorylation. Lineage: Eukaryota; Metazoa; Mollusca; Gastropoda; Aplysiida; Aplysiidae.
UUCAAGGGAUGUCGGAAAGAGGGAGAGAGAAAAGAGAAAGAGCCUCUCAAUUACAACAAUGAAUUUAAAUAUAAACGCGACGCAGUGUUCAUAAAUAUUUAGCUGCAGUCUUUAUAUUGUUUUGGGUUUCCAAAACGCUUGCUUUUUAUAUUCAGGCAAGCCUUAAUACUAAGCACAAUGGACUUCGAGUUCAAGAUGAAGACCGGGUCGGAGAGAGCCAGAGUCGAAGAUGAGUUCGAGUAUGAAGGCUGCAAAGUUGGAAGAGGGACGUAUGGCCAUGUAUACAAAGCGAAAAGAAAGGACGGAGAACAUCGACAUGACUAUGCACUGAAACUUAUUGAAGGCACAGGGAUAUCAAUGUCAGCCUGCAGAGAAAUAGCUCUGCUGCGAGAACUGAAGCACCCCAAUGUAAUUAGUCUCCAGAAAGUCUUCCUGUCACACUCAGAUCGAAAAGUCUGGCUACUGUUUGACUUUUCAGAACACGAUUUAUGGCAUAUUAUCAAGUACCACAGAUCUGCCAAAGCGAACAAGAAGCCUAUCAAUACACCCAAGAACAUGGUCAAGUCGUUACUACAUCAAAUUCUUGCCGGCAUUCACUACCUCCACAGCAACUGGGUUUUACAUCGAGAUCUCAAACCUGCCAACAUCCUGGUGAUGGGAGAAGGACCAGAGAGAGGAAGAGUGAAAAUAGCUGACAUGGGUUUUGCUCGUCUCUUCAACGCUCCACUCAAACCUUUGGCGGAUCUUGAUCCAGUUGUGGUGACCUUUUGGUACAGGGCUCCAGAGCUGCUCUUGGCAGCAAGGCAUUAUACCAAAGCUAUUGAUAUUUGGGCUAUCGGCUGUAUAUUUGCGGAGUUGUUAACGUCCGAGCCAAUUUUUCACUGUCGGCAAGAAGACAUCAAGACUAGCAACCCUUACCAUCAUGACCAGCUGGACAGAAUCUUCAACGUGAUGGGCUUCCCACAAGACAAAGACUGGGAAGAAAUCCGCAAAAUGCCAGAACACCCGCAACUGAUGAGGGAUUUCAAGAGGUCAAGUUAUGUGAACUGUAACCUGAUGAAGUACAUGGAGAAGCACAAGGUCAAGGCGGACAGCAAAGCAUUCCAUCUGCUACAAAAACUUUUAACAAUGGACCCAACAAAAAGAAUCACGUCUGAACAAGCUAUGAAAGAUGCCUACUUUGCAGAGGAGCCCACACCUUGCUCAGAUGUUUUUGAAGGCAUGCCCAUUCCAUAUCCCAAACGAGAAUUCAUAUCGGACGACGACAACGAUGACAAGUCGGACACAAACAAACGUCGGUGUAUUCCCCAGCAACAGGCGGCCGUCGGGGCCGGCGCCGGAGCAGGAAAUAACCAGAGCUCGGACCACAACCAGCCCCCCGCCAAGCGACCGCGCAUCGCCACCACCACCAGCAGCAACUCAAUGGUCUCUGGUGACUUUCAGCACGUGCACACUAUGCAAGGCGGCGCGGGGAACCAGCAACAGGGCAUGAGCUACACGUCGGGCGGGAACACACAGCAGACUUCCUCUUCCUCCACCUACGGACCACGGUUGAUAUAACGUGGCGCGUCGUGUGUGCGUGCUACAGGGUUAAAAGUAUUGGCAGACCUUGGCAGGGUCAAGAAGAA